GGAUCAGAAUUGCUGAAAGCACAAAUAGAGAAUCGUAAAAUAACCACUUCAUUGGCACCAACUAAAAGUUUGAGGAGUAUAUCUACUGGGAAAAAUGGGGCGAUCUAACUCUAGAUCACAUUCUUCAAGAUCAAAAUCCAGAUCUCAGUCCAGCUCUAGGUCAAGAUCCAGAUCACAUUCUAGAAAAAAGAGAUACAGUUCUAGGUCUCGGUCAAGGACGUAUUCACGAUCUCGCAGCAGGGAUCGUGUUUAUUCUAGAGAUUAUCGCAGAGAUUACAGGAAUAAUAGAGGAAUGAGACGCCCCUAUGGUUACAGAGGAAGAGGUAGAGGGUAUUAUCAAGGAGGAGGUGGUAGAUAUCAUCGUGGAGGUUAUAGGCCUGUCUGGAACCGAAGACACUCCCGAAGCCCCAGGCGAGGCCGUUCACGUUCCAGAAGUCCAAAGCGAAGGUCUGUGUCUUCCCAGAGGUCCCGGAGCAGAUCUCGUCGGUCUUACAGAUCUUCCAGGUCCCCAAGGUCCUCCUCAUCUCGUUCUUCAUCCCCAUACAGCAAAUCACCUGUCUCUUCCAAAAGACGUGGGUCUCUGGAAAAGCAGGCAAAGAAAACUGAAGGGGCUCCUUUGCAAGAUAGCCCUUUGAAAAAUAAAUCACAGGAUGAACAGAAAGAUACAUUUGAACAUGACCCAUCAGAGUCUCUUGACGAUUUUAACAAAUCCUCAGCAGCUUCUGGCGACAUUUGGCCUGGCCUUUCAGCAUAUGAUAACAGUCCAAGGUCACCCCAUAGUCCUUCUAUUGCCACCCCACCUAGUCAGAGUUCAUCUUGCUCCGAUGCCCCUUUGCUUAGCACAGUCCACUCAGCAAAGGACACACCUCAACAUUCCCAUUCCAUUCAGCAUAGCCCUGAGAGGUCUGGCUCUGGUUCUGUUGGAAAUGGUUCUAGCCGUUACAGUCCUUCUCAGAAUAGCCCAUUGCAUCACAUCCCUUCGAGGAGAAGCCCUGCAAAGACAAUCCCAUCACAGAGCGCUCCCCGUGAGGAGGCUCGAGCACGUUCAUUUUAUCCUGAGGCUGGUGAACAGGAAACUGCAAAAGGUGGAAAGUUUCUGAAAAGGUACACAGAUGAAGAGUCUAGAGUAUACCUGCUUGAUAGGGGUAAUACCAGGGAGAAGGAGGCCCAGAAGGAGAGAGGAUCAGAAAAAGGGAGAACAGAGGGAGAAAGGGAAUGGGAGGAUCAGGAAGCUUUAGAUUAUUUCGUUGAUAAAGAGACCGGGAAAGAAAAGUUUAAUGACUCUGAAGGGGAGGACACAGAGGAGACAGAGGAUUAUAGACAGUUCAGAAAAUCUGUCCUGGCAGAUCAGGGUAAAAAUUUUCCUACUGCAUCUCACCGGAAUGCUGAGGAGGAAGGAGCCAAAUACAAAUCUAAAAUAUCAAUGAAGGGCAAUAGAGAGAGCGAUGGAUCUAGAGAAGAGAAAAGUUAUAAGCCUAAAGAGACUGGCUAUGUAGUGGAAAGGCCUAGUGCAACAAAAGAUAAGCACAAGGAAGACGACAAAAGUUCUGAGAGACUAAUGGUGAAGAAAGAAACUCAGUCACCUGAGCAGGUAAAGUCUGAAAAGCUCAAAGAACUCUUUGAUUACAGUCCCCCUCUACACAAGAAUCUGGAUGCGAGGGAAAAAUCCACCUUCAGAGAGGAGAGCCCACUUAGGAUCAAAAUGAUAGCCAGUGACUCCCAUCGUCCUGAAGUUAAACUCAAAAUGGCACCAGUACCUCUUGAUGAUUCCAAUAGACCUGCAUCCUUGACUAAAGACAGGCUGCUUGCUAGCACACUUGUCCAUUCCGUCAAGAAGGAGCAAGAGUUCCGAUCCAUCUUUGACCACAUUAAGUUGCCACAGGCCAGCAAAAGCACGUCAGAGUCAUUUAUUCAGCACAUAGUGUCCUUGGUUCAUCAUGUCAAAGAGCAAUACUUCAAGUCAGCUGGAAUGACCCUAAAUGAGAGGUUCACUGCAUAUCAAAAAGCUACUGAAGAACACUGCACCCGGCAAAAGAGCCCAGAAAUACAUAGGAGGAUUGACAUCUCUCCAAGUGCCCUGAGGAAGCAUACCCGUUUAGCAGGUGAAGAGAGAGGCUUUAAAGAAGAAGGUCAAAAAGGAGAUAAAAAGCUAAGGUGUGAUUCUGCUGAUCUUCGACACGACAUUGACCGCCGUAGAAAAGAGCGAAGUAAAGAACGAGGAGACUCAAAGGGUUCCAGGGAAUCCAGUGGGUCAAGAAAGCAGGAGAAAACUCCAAAAGAUUACAAGGAUUACAAAUCUUACAAAGAUGACAGUAAACAAAAAAGAGAGCAAGACCGUUCUCGAUCCUCCCCAUCUUCUUCUCCAUCUUCUUCCUCAUCCAGUUCUCGAGAAGAAAAGGAUAGCAAGAAAGAAAGAGAUGAAGAGUUCAAAACCCACCAUGAGCAGAAAGAAUAUUCCAGUUUUGCAGGAGUCAACAGGCCAAGAGGAACCUUUUUUCGAAUUAGGGGCAGAGGAAGAGCCAGAGGAGUUUUUGCUGGAACAAAUACUGGUCCCAGCAAUUCAAAUACUACUUUUCAAAAGAGACCGAAAGAAGAGGAAUGGGAUCCUGAAUAUACCCCAAAAAGCAAGAAGUACUUCUUGCAUGAUGACAGAGAUGAUGGUGUAGAUUAUUGGGCCAAAAGAGGAAGAGGCCGUGGUACUUUCCAGCGUGGCAGAGGGCGUUUUAACUUCAAAAAGUCAGGUAGCAGUCCGAAGUGGACACACGACAAAUACCAAGGGGAUGGGAUUGUGGAAGAUGAAGAAGAAACAAUGGAGAACAAUGAAGAAAAGGACAGGCGUAAAGAAGAAAAGGAAUAACCCUGGAAAAAAGUACUAGCUGAAAAAGCAGCCCUUGCACCACCCACACAGCAUUUUUAAUAUGUUUUUUGUUGUCAAAUGAAUGUAAGCAUUUUACUUAAAUUUUACUGUUGGAAAGUAGUUUAGAGGGAUUGUUUUUGUUUUAAGCCUUUAGAAAUCUUGAUAUAGUAAACUAUGUUAAUGAUCGUACAGGUAGAAAGUAAAAUAUUUGUAACAACUUUUAAGAAAUUUUACUGUUUGUUAUAUGCAGUGUAAUUCUGCUUUGUCCAAAUAUAUGGUCAAGUACAACUCUAAAAGUUUUGAUUCUCCCCUAUGUCUGUGUUUUAUUCUGAAGUAAACUUACAGCUCUGCACACCUGAAAUCUUGGAGGAUCAUUUAUUUUAUAAACAGACUACUAAAUCUGUGUUGCUGUUUUGUUAGAAAUGUUUUUGAGCUGUGACUGGACAGUUUUAUUCAUGUGUGAGCAGUUAUGCAUAAUAUUAUCUCCUACUUCAACUAGUUCACAAGGAUCACAUUUACACAGUGUGAUGAAAUGAUAAAGUUAAACCAGGAUUAUCAUUCUGUCAUGCCAGAGCAGCUUGAAUUCUGUCUUUGAGAGCAAAAUAUCCCUCUAGCCUGAGGAAUACGUAUGUAUAUAAAUACUCAAGUGAGAUUCAAGUGUAUUAUUUUUCCUUCUGCAAUGUGAGUUUUUGAAACUUAUUUCCGAGCUACCGUGGCUGAAAACCUCCAACAGAUCUGAAAACUGGAGCUCUCCCCCCUAUUUGUACAGAUACUGCAAAACAACCUAAGAGCAGCUUAUUUCCUGUAACUUAUGUCUAGAACAGAUCAGUCAUGUGAAUAUGAAUACCUAGUGAUUUACACUGUCACUAAAAGACUUUUCCAUUUGUAAAGUGCUUAAGAUUUUAUAAUGAAAUGGUGUUAUCGCAGCCAUCAGGGGUUAUAGUUUCAGCUAUCUGAUAGCUCAGUCACCAGUAGAAUGCUUUAGUCAAGAAAUUUGUGGUAGAAUUAAGCCAGCUUCCUUUUGUAUCAGUUCUUGUUCCAGUUUAUGAACUUAACUUUUUAAUUUCUUUAUAAGGACUUUUCAGGGAAAUAUUAUCUGGCAGGAGUAAGUUUUCUACCACAUUUAUAGCCUUAAAUGAAAUUUGGAAAAAAAACAGAGAAAAACAAAGCAAGAUAUUUCAGAAACUGAAUCACUAAAAUAUCCUGAAUAUACUAAACAUUUCUAUAAAGUUUGAAUUCCAUCACAGUGCUCUGAAAUUACGUUCCUCUAGUAUUCCACUUUAUACAAUGUGUGAAUCUGAAGUUUUAACUUGAGAGUAAAAGUUAAGCUGGCAAUAAGUGUGGGAAAUGACUCUGUCUUCUCUUCCACAGUAAUUUAUUAUUAAUUGUGCUUCUAAUAUGUUUGUAGCAAAAGUUAGUCUACAGUUGAAAAACAAAAACCCACAAAAUUUACUGGUAGGUGCACUUUUAACAUCCAGAAUGCUAAGGAUGACAG
This is a messenger RNA of Struthio camelus australis, 4352 nucleotides long. The record is from RefSeq and is a predicted model, not a curated record. Lineage: Eukaryota; Metazoa; Chordata; Aves; Struthioniformes; Struthionidae.